Didymodactylos carnosus is the source of this 2010-nucleotide messenger RNA. The record is from the annotation of a GenBank genome assembly. Lineage: Eukaryota; Metazoa; Rotifera; Eurotatoria; Philodinida; Philodinidae.
AUGACUUCAAAUUAUGCCACCAUAACAACGUCUGAUGUUCAAACAUUACAAACGGAUGAAAAAUCAUUGAUUGAUUCAAUUACAUGUUCAAUUUGUUUAGAUUUGUAUGAAACACCAAAACAACUGGAAUCAUGUCCACAUAUAUUUUGUUUUCAAUGUUUAAAAGCGUAUGUCGAAUCAGCAAGAGGUGGUGCAGUCUUAUGUCCCUUGUGUAGAAUUAAAAUCGAAUUACCAAAUAAUAAUAUUCAUUUAUUGCAAAAUGCCGUUAUUCAACAAAAUCUUGCGGACUAUAUCAAAUUACAACGAAGAUCUACAAAUGAAAAUAAAGGUCAAUGUUCAUUAUGUAACGAGCAAGAUGUUUCCUUAUAUGGUCGUUGUUUUCAAUGUUGUGAGAAUUAUUGUUCAAAAUGUUAUUAUUAUCAUUCACAUUUAUGUCCAAGUCAUAUUCAUAGAACAUUUUCACAAAUUGAAUUUUUACAACCCAAACAAUUGUUACCUCAUCUAUCACAAAAUUGUUCACAUCAUCCAUCGCGUUUACUCGAAUAUUAUUGUGUACAGUGUUCAAUAUUCUUAUGUACCGAGUGUAUUACAGCCAAAAAUAAAAGAGAUAUACAUCCAAAGUAUACAAGAAUAUGUGUAAAAUAUGAUUAUGUACAACUGUUACCUAAUCUAGCCAAUGAAUAUCGUCAAAAAUUAAAACGAUCAAAAUUGAAUAAAUUAAAACCAUUAUUAAAUGAACUUGAACUAGGACGAGAAAAAGAUUUGAAGGAAAUUUUGAAUUGUGAUGAAAUACGUUUAAAAAAAUAUGAAAAAUAUUUAUCUAAACAAUUUAAUAAAGCUCAAUAUUUAAAUCAAAUGAUUGAUAUUUUAUGUAAUUAUGCACACGAUGUCUACGUUAUUAAAUAUAAGAAACAUUUAGAUGAACAAUUAAAAAAUUUUAUUAGAGAAAGACCAUCAAGACCAGCUGGAUAUAGAUUAAAUGGACUGUACUUUGAAUUAGUAGAACAACCACAAAUAUCACAUUUAUUUGAUAAUUAUGGAAGACAAUUUAAACAAAUACUUCCAUUUGAAAUUCUAUCAACAAUCAAUGAUCCUGUACCAAAAAAUGUUGAAUAUGUAUACGUUGAUUUUUUUGAAUCUCAACCUGUUAUUGGUUAUCAAUUACCUCAUGAUCAAUCUGAUUCAACUUUUAUUCGUUUAUUUGGUUCUAUUUUAACAUCAAUCAACAAAUCAAUAUUAAACACUGUUUAUCUUUAUUCGUUUGAUGAUAAAAAAUUUCAUAAACAAGAUACAACACAAAAAAUAUUUAAUUUUCCUCGAGUAUAUGAUCUUGAACUAAAACGACAUCCACAACAAGUUGGUGAUGAUUAUUCAUAUUAUCUAGAUGAUAAAAUCUGUAUACACUAUGAGAAAAAACAAGAUAUGUUAACAUUAAAAUAUUUAAGUCACGAUGCAGAUAAUACUGAUGAUAAUGAUGAAACUAAUGUGUUAACAACAUUUUUCUACUCUGACGUAGUGCCAACGGUAACAAUGAAAAAAUUUAUGCAAGUUCAAGUAUCAUCUAUUCAUGUUAGACCUCUUCGAAGUUCUCAUAGUCUUAAACAAUUCAUAUUUGUUGGUUUGACAACAUUUUCAAAACAACUUGUGUGUCAUUCAUAUGAUGAACAUUUACUAUUAGUACAAAAAUAUGAAACAAAACGUGCUGAUAGUUAUGAUUUUAAACGUAUUUUAGAUGUUGUUAUUGUUGAUAAUGAUGAUGAUGAAGAAGAAGAACAACAAAUUUAUGUUUGUUUAGAAAAAUAUGAUUAUGAUAAACAAACAACAUCUUUGUUUAUGUGGAUGUCAAAAUGUGAUUUUAUUGAAGAAAUUGAUUUUAAUCAAUUAAAAUUACAACGAAUGGAAAUUGAUCGUUUACGUAUGGAUAAAGAUUUAAAUAUGUUAAUUGCUUAUAAGAAUAUACAAGAUCGAACAAUCACUCAAUUUGCCAUGUCAAAGUAUCUACACCAAUAA